This is a messenger RNA of Camponotus floridanus (Florida carpenter ant), 2063 nucleotides long. RefSeq lists its product as uncharacterized. The record is from RefSeq and is a predicted model, not a curated record. Bases 186 to 1580 code for a protein of 464 amino acids. Lineage: Eukaryota; Metazoa; Arthropoda; Insecta; Hymenoptera; Formicidae. The transcript is spliced from 7 exons.
CGCUCCAGAGCCAGGGGAACUUGCUCAGGUAGGUAAGUACCGUUCGACGAGCUACGUCUGACGCCAGUCAAGCCAGAACCUUCGUCGUGUCAAGUGCACGGGCUCCUGAGGAACCGUACAUGUGUAUAGUGCUUCCGUAAUCGAACACACAGACAGAGCCCGUUUGAUUUUAAAGAAACGAAAGGAUGUGGUUAUCGAGAACAUCACUUUUACUAAUAUUAAUCGGGUUGGCGAUCUCCGAGGGGGACAAUGAAAACGAUGCGUCCAACGUCUUCAUCGAGGAAGCCAAGAACCUCUUCAGUCCGAAGACGAUCGAAAACAUGGCCAACGCUUUUACGGACUCCGGCAAGCAAGUUGGCGACAUGAUGAUGGAGAAAAGAUCCACAGCAGAUGGUGUAAGCCAAAUCAUCUCUGGGAUCAGCAGCUUAAUGUCGGGUGGCCAGAAUAAUCAAGGUUUUGACAUGAUUGGCACGAUCUUGAAUGUCAUGACCGCGAAUAACAAUGUUGGCAGGAGGUCGGCGAGAGAGAACUCAGAACACGACGAGGAGAACGUCAUAGACUGGGGCAACAUAAUCAACAUGGGUAGCAUGUUAUUCCAACAAAAAGCCAACAACGACAUAUUAAUGGGUCUCGUACCAGUAGUUUUAGAGAGUCUAGGUCAUGGAACUAGCGACGGUCAUGCCAAAAAUAAUGAUCACUCGGGACAUUCCUGGUUUCUGCCGCCCAUAUUGGAGAACAUUCACGUCAUGUGGGAACAUUUCAGUAAUUCGGAGCUCGGGCAAAUAAUAUGGAAAAACAGCGGUCUAUCGAAAAUAAUUGUUCAAAUGUCUGAUGAGAACGGUAAUAUUCUGUGGGAAAAGAUCCUAAACAGUUUUGAGAAUCCUACGAUACGUCGAAGAUGGAUCAAUUCGCUUACAAGUUUUGUGGCCGACUGGAUCUCUCAUGUUUCCGAUCCGAAAAAUCAGUUCCGUUAUCUUACGGCUGUGCAAUAUAUCGGCAAUAGUUUUCUCAAGUCUCAAGGAUUCCCGAAGACGAUGAUGUUCGACACAGCGAGACCAACGGAGAGCCUUACCAAAUUGGCAAAUGCAGUUGCGAAGAAAUAUUUAAAUAUGAAUAUUGAGAGCUAUCAAUAUAUAAAACCAGCAGUAGCGUACUUCCAGGAAUUAAUAAAUUUAGCCUCCGAAAAAGGGUUCAUCAUGUCCAGAGUAAAUGCACGAGAAUUAAGUAACAGGUUAAGUGAUAUCAUCAACAAUGAUAUCAUUUACCCUAGUCUCAAGACGUACCGAGCAUUCAAGUGGGCGACGAAAAUGCCGCAUUGUGCUAGUCAAAUCUUGUGUACUCUAAACGAGAAGAGUCAACAAGAAGACACAAAGGAAUCACGUCUGCGUAGCAGCUUACUGAAGGUAGCGAGUUUCCCUGCUGCUUGGGCGGUCAGUAGCAAGUUAGGAAUCAAUUUCUGGUCUCUUUACGGAGCCAUCAUGGAGGAAACCGAUUGCAUUAAUAAAUAUCCAGCAAAUUGCACUCUUUUCCACGAAGAAGAGAUCAGAGCGACUACAGAAAAUAUUCAUAACGAGCUUUGAGCUUAAUUAACUAAUAGCUUGUGAAAAACAUUGGCUAUUAAGUCACCCCUAGGCUAGAAAGACGUGUCGCAAAACCGCGUGUGUUCUUUCUUCCAUACUCUCUCUCUCUCUAUCGUAUUUAUUGCAUAAAAAAAUAUGAAUUAAUUGCGCUCGAUGAAGUUAAGUUGCGACAAUUAAUUCGAUAGAAGCAACUGAAUUAUCAAAGACUAUUUCGUCCUUAUAUGUACAUAUGUGAGCGAAAAUACUAAACAAAAGUCAGUUUUAAAUAUUAAAUUUUAAUAAAAUGUAACUUUAAACGACACAAAUAUCGAAAAACGUUAUAAAGUUGUAUAGAAGACAUUAUUUUUAUGAAUAUCUAAUAUGAUGAAUAUUUUUUAGAUAUUUUCGUAUUAUUUCAAUAGGUUUAUGCUCUGCGCUCAAAGUAAGAUUGCGAAAGCAUGUAUAAUAUAUGCAAAACAUUGAUAAUUAAUGAGGUAACUUGAA